Messenger RNA from Amphimedon queenslandica, 680 nucleotides. Its product is annotated as coatomer subunit zeta-1-like. The transcript has 9 exons. Gene Ontology annotation, biological process: intra-Golgi vesicle-mediated transport; intracellular protein transport; retrograde vesicle-mediated transport, Golgi to endoplasmic reticulum. The record is from RefSeq and is a predicted model, not a curated record. Lineage: Eukaryota; Metazoa; Porifera; Demospongiae; Haplosclerida; Niphatidae. Gene Ontology annotation, cellular component: COPI vesicle coat. Bases 83 to 619 code for a protein of 178 amino acids.
AUGCACGUGAUGCAUGCUCUAGUAAUAUGAUAUGAUGUACGUCUGCAUGCCGCGCCGUAAACCCUAAGCCACGCCCAAUAAAAUGGAGACCUUUGAGAUGGAACCUUCAUUGGAGACAGUUAAAGCAAUAUGUAUUCUUGAUAAUGACGGUCGUAGAUUGGCAAGCAAGUAUUAUGAUACCGUAACUUUCCCAUCCCUUAAAGAAGAGAAAGCAUUCGAGACUAACUUAUUUUCAAAGACUCAGAAAGCAAACGCUGAAAUUGUAAUGUUGGACGGUCUGACUGCUGUCUAUCGGAGUAAUGUAGACCUUUUGUUUUAUGUGAUUGGAUCUCAGACAGAGAAUGAACUGCUGCUGUUAAGUGUCCUCAAUGGUCUUUAUGAUGCUUUGAGUCAAGUGUUAAAACGUAAUAUGGAGAAGCAAGGUCUGUAUGAACACAUGGAAGUACUUAUGCUAUUGCUUGAUGAGAUAGUUGAUGGAGGGAUUGUAAUGGAAACUGAUCCAACUGUUUUACUGCACAGAGUAGCUGUGAAGUCUGAAGAAAGUGGAUUUUCAGAGCAAUCAGUAGCCAAUGUAUUUCAAAAUGCAAAGGAAAGCCUCAAGUGGUCAUUAUUGAAAUAAAACGUUUUCACUAGUAUUUUUGUUUAAAUCCUUUUUUCUUAAUUGUCUUAAAGACACUAAA